UAUUUCAUAAUUGUUCACAAUAAAUUUAAUCUUCUAGUGUUUACAGACGUGUUGUAAAUUUAUACAGUUGUUAGAAUAACUGAAGGCACAAUGAUGCCACGCAUAUUAAAUGGACUUUUAACCACCACAAAUUAUUGCCAAAAAGUGCCUAACAAAGAACUCUUCUAUUGGUUAACUAUACCAUUUAACAGGGUUGACUAUGAAAGAAUUAAGUCGAUUGGCCCAGAUCGUGCAUGUGCUGAGUGGCUCUUAAAGAAUGGUGCCAGCGUCAGAUGGAAAGGUUUCUCAGAAUACUUAAAAGAUUAUGAUAAGUUACAGUCAGAUCAAACUCAAUAUUAUAUUCAAGCAAUAGAUGGUACAGACUCUGGAAUAACACAUGUAGGAUUUCCAUAUUUGGUUGGUUGCAGAUAUAUCGACGAGGUAAAACUCAUACGUUGUCGUUAUUUAUAUAACGCUGCCUUACCACUAUUAUCAGCAGUAAAGGAUACCCUAACUAUUCUUGAAAUCAAAGAAUGUAAGAGUAUAACCGAUCAAGGAGUGCGCAGUUUAAAAAAUCUCAAAAAUCUGAAGGCUUUGAAGAUUACUGAUAUUCCAUACCUGAAAGAUAAAGCUUCACUUAGAAGAGAGCUUAUAGAAGCUUUGCCAAAUUGUACAAUAGAAUUGACAUAA
This is a messenger RNA of Atta colombica, 669 nucleotides long. Its product is annotated as ATP synthase subunit s, mitochondrial. Bases 91 to 669 code for a protein of 192 amino acids. The transcript has 5 exons. The record is from RefSeq and is a predicted model, not a curated record. Lineage: Eukaryota; Metazoa; Arthropoda; Insecta; Hymenoptera; Formicidae.